CUUUUUCUUUUGUUCGCAGGCUCGUGGAACACCCGCUAUGUUUGUGAGUUUUUGUGGUUAACUCCACCCCUUCACCCUUGCCUCUUUUAGUCAAUAGUUAGUCACUACUAGACGCUGUUCGGACGCACAGGUGUGUGGCUGAUGAUGGAUUUAAAGGAUAAAGUUGCUGUAGUGACGGGAGCAGCUCAGGGUUUGGGCAGAAGCUUUGUCGAAAUACUUCUGAAAAAUGGGUCAAAGGUGGCUUUAAUUGAUGUGAAUAAAUCAGUGGGAAAUGAAUUGAAGACCACACUUGAUGAGGAGUACGGACGUGACAGAGCUGAAUUUUAUGCUGCCGAUGUCUCAUCAGAGGAAGAUUUUAAAGGAGUUUUUGAAAAAAUUGUAGAAAAGUUUGGCCACAUAGACAUUAUGUGCAACAAUGCAGGGAUCAUCAAUGAAAAGGACUGGGAGAAGACCAUUGCAAUAAACCUGGGUGGAGUGGUCAGGGGAACAUAUCUUGCUCUAGAACAUAUGAAGAAGGAAAAUGGUGGUAAUGGAGGAGUCAUUGUCAACAUUGCAUCUAUGGCAGGUCUGGGGCCUUUGCCAAUGGCGCCCAUCUACACAGCAACUAAACAUGGCGUGGUGGGAUUUAGCCGUGCCAUGGCAGCCGUUUCCAAGUUGGUUGACUAUGGGGUGAGAAUCAACAUCCUCUGUCCGUGGUUUGUGAAGACCAGUCUUCUGUCCUUCUUGAGUUCAGAAGAGCAUACUGGAAAUUUUUUUCCAUUGAAGAGUUUUACGGAGAUGAUGUUGGAGAACCGCGGCUGUCUGGAGGUUGAUGCUGUUGCCAAGGCCUUUCUUGUUCUUGUGAAAGAUGAGAGCAAGAAUGGAGAAGUUCUGAUGAUUGAUCCUGAGGGUGCCGCUUUUGUCUCCUUUCCUCAACGGAGCAAAGACUUUCCAUCUACUCCAGUCAGUCUAUAGUAGCCAAUCAGCUUCUUCCUCUGACACUGGCGUACCUGUCUGAGCCCCUGCUUAAAUGGAUAGGUUUUAAUUUGGGAUUAAAGCUUUUGCCAGAGCUGAGAACUUCUACUAAGAAUGGCCUUAUAAAAAUAUCAUUUUGACUAAAUCAGCCAGUAUAAAGAUUAGCUAAAAACUAUAAGAUCUGAUUUAUUCUUUGGUGCUUUUUUUUUUUUUGAUUGUUACAACCAUGAAUUUCAGCAUUUCCUUUGGUAUACAUUUGCUUUUAUAGAAGCAUAUACUUGAACUGAUGAUAGAUAUAUAUAUAAAACACAUUUUUGUUAAUUUACCUCAAUCACAAAAUACUUUUUAAAUAUGUAGUUCUCUUUUAAAAUGUAGGUAUUUUCAGUAAAUAAGCUACUUUGUGUAAUAUAAUGGUUGUGUUGAAAGUUAGAAUUUCACCCGAGGAAAACCAAUCUCUUAGAAAAAUGAAUAACAUGCAUCCUUAACUUGGACAUAUUGGAUUUUUAGCACAAAAGGUGCUGAACAAGUUAAAUACUUAAGUUUGAUAAUUAAAUUAGCAGUUUAUAAAAACAAGCAGCAGUAAAUAAAAAAAAUGAAAUAAUAAA
This is a messenger RNA of Ctenopharyngodon idella (grass carp), 1559 nucleotides long. RefSeq lists its product as uncharacterized. Bases 142 to 954 code for a protein of 270 amino acids. The record is from RefSeq and is a predicted model, not a curated record. The transcript is spliced from 8 exons. Gene Ontology annotation, cellular component: cytoplasm. NCBI's taxonomy places the organism in Eukaryota, Metazoa, Chordata, Actinopteri, Cypriniformes, Xenocyprididae. Gene Ontology annotation, molecular function: oxidoreductase activity, acting on the CH-OH group of donors, NAD or NADP as acceptor.